Hippocampus zosterae (dwarf seahorse) is the source of this 2219-nucleotide messenger RNA. Its product is annotated as solute carrier family 22 member 5-like. The record is from RefSeq and is a predicted model, not a curated record. The coding region runs from base 188 to 1792 and encodes 534 amino acids. NCBI's taxonomy places the organism in Eukaryota, Metazoa, Chordata, Actinopteri, Syngnathiformes, Syngnathidae. Gene Ontology annotation, cellular component: membrane. The transcript has 10 exons. Gene Ontology annotation, molecular function: transmembrane transporter activity. Gene Ontology annotation, biological process: transmembrane transport.
CGCACGUGCGCAUCGAUCCAUCGAUUAAUAUCGAUUCUUUACCACACCCUUACUUGGAAAGCUACAUCGUGGAGUUGUUUUAAAAAAAAAGCACGGGAGAGCUGGUAAGAUGAGCUGCUGCCGCCUCUCGUAAAGGGAGCGCAGCAUAUGCCUGGAGACACGUCAGUCAUACUUUGACAAAGAAAAAAUGGGUGAGAAAUAUCAAGACUUCGACGUGGCCCUGGCUUUCCUGGGAAAAUACGGCCGCUUCCAAAUUCUGAUGAUCGUUUUGUUAAGUUUAACGGCCAUCCCGUGCGGCUACAUGGGAAUGCUGUCCGUCUUCAUAGCCGACACGCCGACUCACCGCUGCAGGACUUGGUUGAACUCCACAACUCACGACGGAGAUUCAGUCAGCCGGGCCGGACCCGAUAACUGUUAUCGGUACAAAGCGGACGCAAACUGGAGCGAAGCGGUCGAACCGAGCAAUGGCACGGAUCGAUGCGAGGAUGGAUGGAUCUUCAGUCCCGAGAGCCACACCAUCGUGUCUGAGUGGGAGCUGGUUUGCGAAAAUGCAUGGAAGGUCCCCUUCUCCACUUCCGUGUUCUUUAUCGGAGUCCUGUUCGGAGUUCUCGUCUGUGGUCAACUCUCGGACCGGUUUGGCAGAAAGUACGUGCUUUACUUCACCAUUUCCCUACAGUCGGUCACCGCGCUGAUCCAGGCCACCUCCGUCAACUGGGUCAUGUUCUGUGCUCUGAACUGUCUGAGAGGAGUGGGCCACGUGGCCUGCUUCGUGACAUCAUUUGUCCUUGGGUCAGAAAUGCUUGGUGAUUCUGCCAGAAUGGUCUACUCUCUGCUGGGCCAGUGUCUAGGUUAUAGCUUCGGUUAUGCUCUGUUGCCACUCUUUGCCUACCUCAUACGAAGUUGGAGGCUGCUGCUGGUUGCGAGUGCUAUCCCGGGCCUCGUCUUCAUUUUUACUUGGAGGGUGAUUCCUGAGUCUCCUCGCUGGCUUUUGCAGAAAGGCCGCGUGAAGGAGGCUGAAAUGGUUAUAUGCCGUGCUGCCAAAAUGAACAAAAUCCACGCGCCCGACGUCAUAUUUAAGACUGUCGAUGCCUCGGAAUUAUUGCAAAAAUCAGAUGAAGAUAAGCGGGUGUAUACCUUUAUGGACCUGAUACACACCACGAACCUGAGGAACAUUACAGGUCUUGGUUUCUUCAUAUGGAUUGCCAUCUCCAUGGUGUAUUACGGCCUCAGUCUCAAUACGAGUAACCUGAAAGGAAAUAUUUACCUCAAUUGCUUAGUGUCAGCAGCCACUGACGCAGUGGCCUACAUCGCCACGUUUGUUUUGAUUAACAGAGCUCCACGCCACAUACUCCUCUGUGUCAACCUGACGUUCUCUGGAUUGACACUCCUCGUGGUUAAACUUGUCCCACAGGACACGCACGUCGCAUUCCAGGUUUUGGUUCUCAUGGGGAAGUUGGGUGUGUCCGUGUGUCACAGCUUUAUCUUCUUUUUUUUCACUGAGCUGUACCCCACGGUGGUCAGGAACACAGGGCUGGGUGUUUUGUCCACAGCUGGACGCAUAGGCACUAUCUUCUGUCCUUACAUCCUCCACAUAGGAAUUUACAGCAAGGUUCUCCCUUAUAUUAUUUUUGGUUCAUUUAGCAUCAUUGCUGCUAUUUUGAGUUUGGUGCUCCCAGACACAAGAAACUGUAAAUUGCCUGACCUUAUCAGCGAAGCCAAACCCAUUCGACGCUUUUGCGUGCGAAAAGAAAAUCCCCUGCCUGCAACCCUGCAAGCAAGGAGUUCAGAGUGACGCAACAGCACCCUCUGCUGGCGCUUAAAUACUCCAUCCCGAACGAAGAACUCAUCAUGACCACAGUUUUGAAACCCGAAAGUGGUGUUCACACUCCUUUGUCUCGAAGACACAAAAACUGUUUGACAGCUGCUGUGUUUGCGUUUGUGUUCAGUUUCUCUUCGUUAAUUUUCCCUGAAAUUUGGCGCCCUCAAAUUCUGUAAUCCCUGCGCGCCAAAUGGAUUGAUGUCUCGUAGCUCUGCAGGAAUGAUGUUUACACUGCAGGGGGCAGCAUUUAGCCAAUGUUAGUCAUCACUUCCUGUUCGUGUUGUCAAACAUUACCUGCCAGCUAGGAGAAAGGCCAAGGAUUUGCAAAACACCUUUACUAAUGUUUGUCUUCCUGCUGUGUUAUGUAACACAUGAAUGUCAUUGUUAGCGACUUUUCAUG